AUGUGGCUACCGUGGUGGCAGUGGGGGGUCACCUCUUGCUCUCUUGCCAAACUCUUGGUAGCCUUGGUCUUCUUCGCAGGGGAGGCCUCCUGGGUCGGUGCCUAUGAACCUGGCCUGGAAGCCAACAGCACCUGUGAAGGAUCCAAUCAGUGUCAACCGGGAGUGAUCCUCCCUGUGUGGCAGCCAGACAACCCCUCUUUUGGGGACAAAGCGGCCAGAGCCAUUGUCUACUUCGUUGCCAUGAUGUACAUGUUCCUGGGGGUCUCCAUUAUUGCUGACCGCUUCAUGGCCUCCAUUGAGGUGAUCACUUCCAAAGAGAAGGAGAUCACCAUUACCAAGUCCAACGGGGAGACCAGCAUUGGCACAGUGAGGAUCUGGAACGAGACUGUCUCCAACCUCACCCUCAUGGCAUUAGGUUCCUCAGCUCCCGAAAUACUUCUUUCGGUCAUCGAGGUCUGUGGUCAUAACUUCCAGGCAGGAGAACUGGGCCCUGGGACUAUUGUGGGCAGUGCGGCCUUCAACAUGUUUGUGGUCAUCGCAGUGUGCGUCUACGUCAUCCCGAGUGGCGAGAGCCGCAAAAUCAAGCACCUGAGGGUCUUCUUCGUCACGGCUUCCUGGAGCAUCUUUGCCUACAUCUGGUUGUACCUGAUCUUGGCCGUCUUCUCACCGGGCAUCGUGCAAGUGUGGGAGGCCUUGCUGACCCUUAUCUUCUUCCCUGUCUGUGUAGUCUUCGCCUGGAUGGCUGACAAAAGGCUGCUGUUCUACAAAUACGUCUAUAAGAGAUACAGGGCAGACCCACGCAGUGGGAUCAUCAUUGGAACUGAGGGUGAGUUCCCCAAAGGCAUUGAGAUGGAUGGAGGAUUCGUGGCCAAUGACCACCGGGAGAGUGUCUUUGUGGAUGGCAGUGCUGCUUCAGUGGCUCCCCUCCCAGCCACCGUUACCCAGGAGGAGAAGGAAUUGGACGAGAGUCGCAAAGAGGUCAUCCAGAUCCUCAAAGACCUGAAGCAGAAGCACCCCGAUAAAGAACUGGAACAGCUGGUGGAGAUGGCGAACUAUUAUGCCCUGUUGCAUCAGCAGAAGAGCCGGGCUUUCUACCGCAUCCAGGCAACCCGCAUGAUGACGGGGGCAGGAAACAUCCUCAAGAAGCACGUCACGGAGUUUUCCAAGAAGUCUACUAACCUGCUGGAGGUGCCCUCAGAAGCCGAGGUGGAGGAGAACUACAGCAAAAUCUUUUUUGAGCCAUUCAUGUACCACUGCUUGGAGAAUUGUGGCUCAGUCACUUUGACCGUGACCUGCCAGCAGGGUGGUGACACCUACAACACUUUCUACGUAGACUACAAGACAGAAGAUGGUUCGGCCAAAGCAGGUUCAGAUUAUGAGUACAGUGAGGGGACCCUGAUCUUCAAGCCUGGUGAGACCCAAAAGGAGCUGAAAAUUGGCAUCAUUGAUGACGAUAUCUUUGAAGAAGAUGAACAUUUUUUUGUCCGGCUGCUGAACUUGCGGGUGGGAGAUGCAGAAGGCAUGUUUGAGUCAGACUCUGCCGAACACCCCAAGGGACGGCUUGUGGCACCCCUGGUGGCCACAGUGACUAUCCUGGACGAUGAUCAUGCUGGCAUUUUUGCUUUCCAGGAUAAACUGUUAAGGGUCAGUGAGUGCCAAGGGACCCUGGAGGUCAAGGUGACCCGCAGCUCAGGGGCCCGAGGGACUGUCAUGGUCCCCUACCAGACAGUGGAGGGAACUGCUCAAGGAGGGGGUGUGGACUAUGAGGAUUCCUGCGGGGAGCUGGAGUUCAAGGAUGAUGAAACCGUAAAAUCACUUCAUGUGAAAAUUGUGGACGUUGAAGAAUAUGAGAAAAAAGACAGCUUCUUCAUUGAGUUGGGCCAACCACGUUGGUUGAAAAGGGGCAUCUCAGCCCUCCUGCUCAAUCAAGGGGAUGGUGACAAAAAACUCUCCGCUGAGGAAGAGGAGGCCUGGCGGAUUGCUGAAAUGGGCAAACCCAUCCUUGGGGAAAACUCGCGCCUUGAGGUCAUUAUAGAAGAAUCCUAUGAUUUCAAGAACACUGUGGACAAACUCAUCAAGAAAACCAAUCUGGCGCUGGUGAUCGGCACGCACUCGUGGCGGGAGCAGUUCCUUGAGGCGAUCACUGUGAGUGCAGGUGUGGAAGACGAGGAUGAAGAUGGGAGGGAAGAGAGGCUUCCAUCCUGCUUUGACUACGUCAUGCAUUUCCUGACGGUCUUCUGGAAGGUCCUCUUCGCCUGCGUGCCACCCACCGAGUACUGGAACGGCUGGGCCUGCUUCAGCGUUAGCAUUCUGGUGAUUGGCUUGCUGACUGCCUUCAUCGGCGACCUGGCCUCCCACUUUGGCUGCACAGUGGGACUCAAGGACUCCGUCAAUGCGGUCGUCUUCGUGGCCUUGGGCACGUCCAUACCAGAUACCUUUGCCAGCAAAGUGGCCGCUCUCCAGGACCAGUGCGCAGAUGCUUCUAUUGGGAAUGUGACGGGCAGCAACGCGGUCAACGUCUUCCUGGGCUUGGGGGUGGCCUGGUCUGUGGCAGCUAUUUACUGGGCGUUCCAAGGCAAAAACUUCGAGGUGCAGACAGGGACCCUGGCCUUUUCGGUCACCCUCUUCACCAUCUUUGCCUUCGUUUGCAUCAGCGUCCUCAUGUACCGCCGACGGCCACACAUAGGAGGCGAGCUGGGGGGUCCCCAAACCGCCAAAAUCCUGACCACCUGCCUCUUUGUGGGCCUCUGGUUGCUCUAUAUUCUCUUUGCUGGCCUUGAGGCCUACUGCCACAUCAAGGGUUUCUGA
Messenger RNA from Candoia aspera, 2808 nucleotides. It is a transcript of the gene SLC8A2, whose product is annotated as solute carrier family 8 member A2. Gene Ontology annotation, molecular function: calcium:sodium antiporter activity. Gene Ontology annotation, biological process: cell communication; calcium ion import across plasma membrane; sodium ion transmembrane transport. Gene Ontology annotation, cellular component: sarcolemma; axon; postsynapse. The record is from RefSeq and is a predicted model, not a curated record. The transcript has 7 exons. The coding region runs from base 1 to 2808 and encodes 935 amino acids. Lineage: Eukaryota; Metazoa; Chordata; Lepidosauria; Squamata; Candoiidae.